Messenger RNA from Nymphalis io (European peacock), 1593 nucleotides. RefSeq lists its product as uncharacterized. The record is from RefSeq and is a predicted model, not a curated record. Bases 73 to 1593 code for a protein of 506 amino acids. The transcript is spliced from 2 exons. Lineage: Eukaryota; Metazoa; Arthropoda; Insecta; Lepidoptera; Nymphalidae.
AUCUCUCGACCGAAAUCUCCUCAUAUUAUCGUUCUAAUAUGAUAAUAUAGUGGUUUAUAUACAUAUUCUAACAUGCGAAUUAAAUUACUUUUACUAUUAUUACUACUGUUCAUAUCAAACGAUUUCGUAUUCGGUAAAAAUGGAAACAAAAGUAAAUCGAUUAAAGCUGUUAACAAUAAACAUGAAACCAAUAAGAAAGAAAAUAAAAGCCGCCUUAGAAGAUCGUUAGACGAUGACAUAGAAAGCUUAUUCGUACUUGGUAAAGAUUUCCCGCAAUUUGAUCAUAAUUUGCAAGAACGAGGAAGAACAGUAAAGUUACGACCGAUUGUCGAGAAAGAACCACCAUUUUGGGGUACGAGAGGCAGAAGAGAUAGUUCCUCAGACGAAACGGUCUCCAAUCUGCAACUACCAAUGUACAACCACCAUAAAGGAAAAAUUAAAAAUUUGCAAAAACUACUUUUGGCCUUCGAUGGCAAACAUAGAAGAGAUGAGGCGGAAUCACCAUUUUGGGGUAAUCGUGGUAGACGCAAUUCUGAUGAAUCUGAUGAAAAUGACAUAGAUCUUUUUUGGGCUAAUAGAGGCAGAAGGCAAGACGAAGAACCUUUUUGGGGCACAAGGGGACGAAGAGAGGAAGAUUCCCCUUUCUGGGGUAAUCGAGGAAGACGUGAGGAUGAUGAACCUUUCUGGGGUAAUCGAGGUAGAAGACAAGAACCUGAACCAUUUUGGGGUACAAGAGGAAGAAGGGAAACUCUCGAGCCUUUUUGGGGUAGCCGUGGUAAGAAAAAAAUGAAGAACCAAUACAUUGAUAAAGAAGCGAUUGAGCCGUUUUGGGGUAACCGAGCAAAAUUGAAGGAAAAAUUAAAAAAUUCUAUCAUUGAAGAAUUAGAAAAUGUCCAAGACAAUAUCAGCAAUUUAUCAAAAUUGAAACGAAACGAUGUACCAUACCCAUUCUGGGUGAACAGAGGAAGAGAUAGUAAGCUUAAAUAUUUAUUUAACGGAGCUAAACGAGAUCGCUUGGGUAAUAUGCCAAGUAUCACAAUUAAAACGACCAGCAAUGAGGGACGGUAUAAGCUACACGAACCGAACACAGUACACAAUGACAGAAUUUACGCUGAGGAACCUCGUUAUAUUUUAGUAGAACGAAAUAGUCGUUCUUCACUGGAAGAGGAUCCGUUUUAUAUAUCCAGAGGCAAAAAAUAUAGUGCCAUUGAAUUGGUUAAAGAUACUCGAAACAGACGUGGAGCGCUAGAAGAACUAGUAAAAUCCGUUCGAAAUGAUCCUUACUAUAUAGCAAGAGGUAAAAAAGAUUCAGACCCUUUGAAAAUCGGAAAUUCAUCUUCGUUACGAGAUCAAUUACUAAAGACCAAGGAUCUCGUUUGUUCUACUGUUGAUCUUACAUCAAUGAAACAUGAAGGGAAUAUAGUAAAAAGAGAGGCAAGUGACAAUGAGAGAGAUAGAAGAACUAUCUUGAAAAAAUUAGCCCUACAAUUGCAAAUGGAUCCAUAUUUUGUUAGCAGAGGGAAAAAAAGCGAAUCUUAUAGCAGUUCGGAUUUAGAGCAAUUUAUAAAUAAAAUAAAAGCUUUAUGUAAUUAG